UUUUCCUGCGGAAGGCCUUUUGCCUAUAAUUUUGUGUUUCUCAGCAUGCUGAAGCAUGCAAAAACGGCUAUUUCAAAUUUUUGCAUAUCAUCGACAACGCCCUAUUCUUCUCCCAGCCACUCCCUUCAUCCUCCAACCUCGUCACCUGCUCUACAACGUCUGGUGGUAAUUCCUUGUCGCUUCAGAAUCAAAUCCAGUAAAUACCCUCCCCAGUAUAUUCAAGAGCUCAUCAAACAACAAGAAAAGCGCAAUGCAUCGCCCAAUGUCUUCAGUUUUCGCCAAUACAUAGCGUGGAAAAACGGCAAAUGGAAACCUGGCUUCCACCCAGAAAUCAAGAAAAAGUUUCGGAAAAAAGUGCACUGCAUGAACCCUUAUGUUAAAGUGUCCGCAGAUUUUGUUAAGGAAGCUGUUAAAUACUCCGAAUACAUGACUCAGCAACACCCCAGUUCGACCCAGGCUGCAGAGCUCACCCUAUCUGAAGGCCAGAUUCUUGAAGAGCUCAACAAGUUUGAACUGAGACAACGAACGCUUAAAAACACAAAAAGCUCACAAUUAUCUAGGGAACAAGAAGAAAGUAGAAUUAAACGAAAAGAACGUAUACAAAGAAAAAAAAAGAAGGCUAAAUCACAGAAGCACACGCAGGAAGAGGAUGAAGAAGACGUCCGCGAAGACCCAUCUGUUUCUAUUUCUCAACUGUUGGAAGCAGGCAACAAUAAGAAUUCCGCCGAUAUCGAGGAUGAAGAGUUUGUUUUCAAAGACAAAUAA
Messenger RNA from Schistocerca gregaria, 765 nucleotides. RefSeq lists its product as uncharacterized. The record is from RefSeq and is a predicted model, not a curated record. The coding region runs from base 46 to 765 and encodes 239 amino acids. NCBI's taxonomy places the organism in Eukaryota, Metazoa, Arthropoda, Insecta, Orthoptera, Acrididae. The transcript is spliced from 3 exons.